AUGUCUGCAACGUGCAUGGAAUGGGAAGAGCAUAUACAACGCUAUUUAAUUUCAUCACAGCCGCCGUAUGAUAACUACUACAAUAUUUCUAAGGCUGUUUAUCCAUCUGUGGAUUUGCCGUCUUUGCUGAUCAAGAUCACCGUUACGUUCCUACAUGGCAGCGACAAUCUCACUCAUUUAGCCGGAUCGUCCCGAUCUCCGAUCAAUGGUAGUACUUCCAAUAUCUCACAGACAGGGGAAAAUGUGCGCGAAACUAUAGAAACGAAGAUCACGACAUACAAGUUGACGUGGAGUGCAUCCUGUUUGUAUGUUAGUGGAGGAAGCAUAAGCUUGGCUUCCAUGAAUGCGUUUUCUUUGUGGGCUAUUUAUCCAAACAGACGAGAAGGACAGCUGCACCUAACAUUGCCACAGUUCUGCAGGGGAUUUCCUGCUGACACCAUGAUCUACUUCCUCUCCACGGUAGGACGUUUAGCCAUUUCAUUAUUGUUAACUUAUCAUCAUCAUCAUCAUCAUCAAGGGCGAGAGGAACAUACUGAGGUGCAAUCAAGAAAGUAGUGAUUCCCCCUUUUGUUUUAACUGAUUUUCUUCUGCAUUUCCCUGGAGUAUUCUCCUGGAGAUGGUGAUAAGAUAUCUUUCUCCUCACCUGACCCCUGUCUAGCUAACUUGCCUUCUCAAAAAAGGCUGAUACAGUUAUAGCUUACACUUCCAAAUUUUUCAGUUCAUAAUUAACAAUUACUGGACGAGGUUGAGCAAAAUAUCAUGAUUUGUCAGUCAUGAGCAGAUGAAUAGACCAUUUUACUGUUAUGAGCUAAGUACCCUAGCCUCUGAGAAAAUGUGAGGCUGAGGUUGACCUUUUUUUUUGAUACAAAUCUCUUUUCUUUUGUUAUGAAAAUUAUGCUAAAAAUACUAGUUAGAACAACUUAGAUUAACAUAAUAAAGGAGGAAGGGUUGUAUCAAAACAAGGUCAACUCCAUCCUCGUUUCCACCUGUAUUGUAACUGUAAAAUGGACUGUUAUUUGCCGAAAACCAAAGGCUGGGGCAAAUAAUUGAUCUGCGAGACACUGACAAAUCAUUAUAUUUUUCGAUAACCAAGUUCAAUAUUGUUUUAUCAUUCAGUGACCAAGUUUGUUUUUUGAUAAAUAUCUUCGGGAAGCUGCCAUUUUCACGAAAGAGCGACCGCAAAAAAGAGAAAAGGGUCAGGUUUCUUUCAUGCAUGAGCAGAAUAUUAUUUGCAGCCAAACACAGUAUAUGUAGGAUGACAUAAUUGCACAUGAGCAGACCUUUAUUUGUAGGCAGUUAUUCGCAGGUCACGUGGUGGGCUCUCGGCCAAUGAAAAGGGAGAAGAUUUGCUUUGAAUGAUUAUGUAAAAUAUUAUGCAUUUUCAAAUCAUAAAUUUGUCUCAUGAGUAAAUGCCUUUAAAAAACAAAAUGGUUACUAAAAUAUUAGUGGCACUGGUGUUCUUUGUCUGGGAACAUAGAAUAUUGAGCCUCUCUAUGUGUACCAAUGGAUGUCGUUUUCAUUGCACGGCCAAUCAGAAGCAGUUUUCCCAGAUCUGGGUUAUGACAUGUCAUCAGUAAGAAAUUUCUGUUGUUGUUCCUCAGACGUCAUUUCACAAGGAAACCAGUGGUGGGGUCCUGACAAUAGAGAGAAAAAUGAGUUUAGCCUUGUGCUAAGAGCGUCUGUUGGAAAGAGUCAUACAAGGGAGAGAUGGUCUCUCUCUCACACACACACACUCCAGGGGAUGAUUGAGAGAGAACCAGAGAAUUCUAGAAAUUAAGAGUAUGUAGCAGCAACAGCAGAAGUUGCUACAGCAGCAGCAGUAUAGUAGUAGUGGCAGCAAUACAGUUAGAAGAGUAGAAGCAGGGGCAGCAGUAGUCAUGCUUCUGGUAUCAUUAGCAGCAGCAGCAGUAGCAGUAGUACCCAGUAGCAACAGAAGUACGUUGUGUAGCAGUGCAGUAGGAGGAAGAGCAGCCACAGCAGCAGAAGCAGCAGUAGUAUAGUAGUUGUCAUCGUUUUGGUUUUGUCGUUUUUUUAUGCCAUUUUAGGCAACUUUUUGAGAGUGUUUUGUUUUAUUUAAGUGCUGUUCUUGCUUUGAUUUGUAGUUGCAGGACAUAGCAAUAUCACCAAAUAUUCCUGAUCCAAGUCUGAACACAGUAGAGUGUGUUACCAUGGGUCAUGGGAAAGCUCCACCUUUUCCUGAUUGGAAGAACCUGCUUCAUGGAGUGUGCUGGUGUAUUCUUUGUAUAAGUUUGGUAUUCAGUCAAGUUGCUUCACAGUGGCUUAUAGUGCAGCUAAGGGAAUGGAAGAAUAGCAGCAGAGUUGAAGCAGAAAAAAGGAAAAAUGACAGCCAAGUAGCUGCUGUAAUCUUGUUAUCUAUAGUUGUUUUUGUUACCGGACUUUCCUUGAUUUUUUUCGCCUGGAGUCGUUCCUCUUUUGAGCAAGAUUAUUACAUGUGGGCAUUCUUGAUAUCUGCGAUGCUUGUACUUGUUCGGAGGGCACUUUGGUGUUUCUGGCGUAGCUAUAAAAGCGAUAAUAUUGAUCUAUACAAGUUGAGCUUAACUAAGGGCCAUGAGAGCGACCCAAGCGGAAAUGUUAUUUCCUUCUUCACACUUUACCCAGCAAUAUUCAUGGCUUGCCAUCAUUUGUUGUGGAUAUUGCUGGGCGUCAUAACAGAACCAUUUUGGGGUAUUUCAGUUUUAGUGGCUGUUAUUUCUGUUUCUGCUAUUCUCGUUUUCUUUUUUUAUGAUUUUUACGAAUAUUAUCUUUCUCAUGAAUGUAAUGACCGCCAGUGUGAAAGAUGUUCUGCACGUAGACACUGGCGACGUGAGUACUGGUUUCCGAUUUUUAUGUCGCUAUUUCUUGUUCUAGGAAGUUGCGCUGCAUCUGUUCUGUUAAUAAUUGUUCUGUUUGUAGUUGCACAGUCAUUCCUUAGUGAGAGCCUUGUUUCCACGUUAGUUCAAAAUGGUUUGGUUUUUUUCUCAACUUUAUGGCUUGGAUAUCUGAAGCUACAUCAAGCAAAGAAACCCGCAGAAACCAAGAACGGUGGUAAUGCAGGAAAUUUGAACCAGUCCGGUCAACCCAAUGGUUAUGAACUUGUAGAGAUUCAGGUGCAAUAG
Messenger RNA from Porites lobata, 3116 nucleotides. Lineage: Eukaryota; Metazoa; Cnidaria; Anthozoa; Scleractinia; Poritidae. The record is from the annotation of a GenBank genome assembly.